AGAAAGAGAGGGAGAGAGAGAGGAGCUGUGUCCUAUAUGUGGAAAAAAGCAUAGCAGUGCGCACACGGCCUGGUCUGCUACAGGGAUUAUCGUAGUGCUUUCAGAUCUGAUGGAGGACAUGCAGGCAUGAAUAGGGCUGUUCUGUUGUCAGUGCAAGCUCAUGCCAGUGAUGGACUACAACCGGACAGAUGCUAACCUUAGCUGGCAUUCACAAAACAGCAUUCCUCCUUACUGAGACCAGCUCCACAGAAUGCUGAGUCCUAUUGUCCCCUAUAUGAAUUAAUCUACAUGAUGACUCUGAUUUAAGCAGAAGUGUUCAGUUUGCCGUGCACUGCCACUGCUCCAAAAACCACAAACCAGCAAGCAGAAGGCGAGCUCUAAUUACAUGGAGCGACUAAACUGUACCACAACCCUGCUGUGUUCAUCAGGGCUGAGUGGCGGCCUAUCACUCACCUAACUCACUCUGUACAUGCACCUUUUUGAAAUACUAACAGCCUUGUAAAGAUGCACUGGAACCCAGAGCAUGCCCAGCCUCUCAGCCAGUGGCCUGAGCAGCACCUGGACGUCUCCUCCACCACCUCCUCUCCAGCCCACAAGUCGGAGUUCUUCUCUGGUCGCAACCGCAGCUCCUAUAAUUACGCCUGGGCCAAUGAUGACAUCUCUGCCCUGACAGCUUCCAACCUGUUGAAGCGCUAUGCUGAGAAGUACGCUGGUGUGCUGGACUCACCGUAUGAACGGCCACCUACUGUCGGCACCUAUCCAGAGCCAGGGGCCUUUGGCAGCCUCAAUGGCCAGAAGACUGAGCUGGAGCCCUGGCCGCUCACACAUAGCACUGAUGCUUCUUAUUCCCUAGUGCCUCCUGUAGGCCAUGACAGCCUUUCAGGUUCCAAGGCUGUAGCCACAUCCGCAGGCCCUCCAGGGGUUAGCAGUGUGUCGGUGGUGAACAGUAACCUCUCAGACUCUGGCUACAGUGGCAGUAGCUCCUGCAGUGGCUCCAGUGAGUACCCAUCUGGCUACAAUGGCACCUAUCUUUCCUCAGGGUACUGUCCCCAACCCAGUGCAGCACUUCCCCCUGCCUCCCUCCACACUCUCCAGUCCACUCCCUCUCUGGUGCCCAGCUAUAGCCCUACCACACCUGUCUAUAAUUAUCCACCUAGCACAUACCCUCCCCAGACCAGCCUUGCCCCCAGCUAUAGCCACCCCUCUGCAACUUACCUGCCCUCAGGUUUAGCAGCCCCUAAUCCCAUUCCCUCGAGGCCCACAGUGGUAGGAGGCAGCUAUAAUUACCAGAGCACAAAUCUUGGGACAUGUGAAUCUGGAGGGACAUUAAAACGAAAAGCAUUUGAGAUGAGUGUAGAAGAGGAUGAGGGUGCAGACAGCUCUCGUUACAGGAAAUAUAGCUAUGACCCCCUGAAGGCCGGGAGAAACUCACCCUACAGUGUGAAUGACAAACCAGAGUGCCGGGGAAAUGGCUUCAGCACUUCAGGCAGCACAGACUCUCAAACCUUCAAGUCCAGUAAGCCCACCUCCCAGCCCUUGGUGUCUCCUCAGUAUGGGGCGGCAGGGGAUUACAGCCCUCCAGCAGGCAUGACAGGGGAGAAUGGCGUGGCAGAGCAGGGCUUCACCCAGCAGCAGCAGCGCCGCUCCCAGGCCCACAAACACACCCCCUUGUGUGGUCCGCCUGUUGAGACUAUGAAGAGCCCAGAUCUUAUCAGUGGGGAGUUAUUGGACUGCAGACCAGCACUGGGCUGGGGCGAGCUGGCUGGGCUUACUCAUGUCAAGGCUGCCAUUGAGGAAGAUCUGCUGUGGCCUGUGUUGAGGCCCAGUCAAGUGGUGCGGCCUCCAAGAACCGUCCUGCUGUUCGGCCCCCGGGGAGGGGGUAAGACGACAUUGACUCGUUCUUUGGCUUCACAGCUGGGGGCUUCCUUCUACCGGCUGAGUGGAGCCAUGCUGGCCUCUAAGGGAAAGGCUGAGGCAGAGCACAUUCUGGGGUCUCUGUUGCAGGUGGCAGGGGCACAGCAGCCCUCAGUGGUGCUGCUCAGCCAGGUGGAGGCCAUGGAAGAGGAGGGGCUGAGGCAGACACUGCUGACCACCUUGGAGAAAGUCCAGGUGGGGACCACAGGUCUGGUGAUUUUUGUAUGUGCCACUGGCAGGCCAGAUCUACUGCAAGACGCAGUUCAUCAGAGCUUUGCCAAGCGAUAUCAUGUUGGCCUGCCAGAUGUGGCUAUGCGCAGGCAGGUGCUGCUGCAGGUGUUGUCCCCCCACAGCUGCAGCCUGAGUGAGAGGGAGCUGAGUGCUGUGUUGCAGCGCACUGAGGGCUUCUCAGUGUGGGAGCUGCUGCAGCUCGGACAGCAGGCGCUCUCCUCUGCCUCCUCCCCCGGUGGGGCCAUUCAUGGCCUCCCUGCAUCUUCUAAACCCCCAGCCUUCACAGACUUUGAGAAUGCCUUCUGCAAGGUGCGCCCACACACCAUCACAAAGGAACUGGACACGUGUAUAGAGUGGAGCAAGAUGUACAGCCACUGAGAAAGCAGCCAGUCACUGUACUCGGACUGCACUACAAACCUGUCUUUGCUUUGACAGUGCAAAUAUUGGGAAUGUUUUGUUGAUUUGUAAUUAUAGAUUAUGCAGACAAACGGGCCAGAGAAGCUCAACAAUAUGGGAGAGCUAACAAAGUCGCUUUACUGGCAGAAGCAUGCCAUGGUGUGCUGUUCUUGUUUUGCUAUGAAUAUUCUCAAUAUUUUAUUUUUCCCAAAGAAAAGAACAAUGAAUAGGCCUUGUUGAGUGGGGGAGUGUAUUAGUUGUUUGACCAAUGGGAACAUCAGAAAGCUAUCUGGAUACUCUCUGAGAUCCUGAUUAGCCUUGGUCCAGGAGAAAAUCAUUUAUUUGUUGCGAGGUGACGUGGUCCAUGAUUAUGGAUAAUCAGGGUUUGGAAAAUGCCCCCUUUGACUGCUACUCUCAGGAUCCUAUUUAUUGCCAGUCCAAUUCCCUGUUACCCUAAUGCUGAUUUACUCAUUGGAUUGUCACUAAUCAUUCAGUACGAAGGGCUUGGGAUCAGCAACAUUUCAGCAAACCACAGUCUUCUGCCAAAAACACGUCAAACCAAAUGCAUAAUCAGCUGUUAAAUAUCUUAAAAAAGACUGGUCCUCAGAAGCACAUUGUAUUAGUGUUCUUGAUAGCUUGUUACCAAAUUACGGCACAACAACUAGCCCUUACUGUUCUGAAAGAAAAAUUAAAUUUAAUUACACAUAUUAACAUGUGGUUGUUCUUCCCAGGAGUCCAGUUGUUUAUGUAAAACCUUGCUUGACAUGCUUGGUUGUAGAGAUACUUUACAUGUACCUUUAUUUAACUCACUAAUACUAAGAUAGUCGCUUUUAAAAUGGCACAGUUCACUUACAAUUAAACUUAGUUUAUUGUUUGUGGAUGGUUGUCUUCCAGUUUUCCUGAGAAUCCCAUGUACAGAACAAUAUGGAACCCUCCUGCACACCCAGUUUCUCCUCCCGUGGGUCUGCUUUCUAUUUCACUUACUCCUUUUGUUUUCUUAGUAUGUAGUUUUGUUUGAAAUGCUCAGGAAGAAUUUCUUUACCUCAGAAAUAUAAAAUAAAGAAUGUAUGUAAUCUUAGGGUCUUAGUAGAGUGGUACGGAGUGAGAGAAAGAAGCAAGGAGAAACCUGACAGUCUUGUAAUACCCACUGCAGCUGGGCUUUUACCUCGGGAGAGAAACUUGAAUAUUCUACAAAGAUUAACAUUGAAUGUAAUUCAGGUAUUUCAAAGGAUAUUUGAUGCCAUAAAUCCAUGUAUUAUUAUAUAUGAAUAUAUAAAUACAUUUUAAUUUCUGUUCUUUACCCCUUAUUUUUAUUGUAGUUUAUGGUGGAGUGAUGACUGUUUUCACGAAAUGCUAUGUAGAAUACAGAAAAUAUCCCUUUUUUGCUGGACAAACUGCCUCCAAAUCUCAGUUAUGUGGUGUUUACAUGAUCUGUAUAUGCAUGUCUGCUGUCUGUAGUUUUAGUUUGAAAAUGCAAAUAUAACACACACAAUCGAACGUGCACUCACAGUGAACAUCUGACAGCAAGCUAACUUCCAAAAAGACAACAAACAAAAACACACAUGGAAAAUCGUUUCAGUAAGUCAGUGAUUUCCAAAGUCUAAAAAUUCUUAGUUGGUGUGUGCACACUGUGGCUGAACUCAACAUCUAGACAAUCCAGACAGAUCCAACAGUUCUGUUUUAACAAGCUGGAAAAACACAGUCCCUGGGCUGUAGGUACGUAGGUCAUCGCAUUAGACUGUUGCUAUGGUCCUGAAGAGGUCCACACGGAUUGACGUAAUAUUUCCCAGCCUCCCUCUGUGUCUCCCUCCCUCAUCUUUCUCUUUCUCUUUUUCUCUCUCCCCAGUGCAAUCCCAUUAGAUUGGAUUGCCCCCUGGCCACGAGCCCCAGUGGCCAUGUGGCGCUGUAUCCUUCUCCCACCCCCCGCCCUCCUUCCCAUUCUCUUAUACUGAUUUCUCUGGACUGGAAGUGGUCUGAUUGAUGUCCAGCAACCCAAUAUCAGAGUGCAGCCUUCCCUCUCCAGCUGGUGGCUUCAGUCAUCCCAUACAGCCAGAUCAAUCAGAGCGACUCGCUGUCUCAGAAACCAAAACAAUCCCUGCCUCGUCGUCUACACAGUGCUACCGAUCAUUCAGAUGUAAUUCCAAAAAAUAAAAUAACAAGGUGCAAAUAGCUACCACAUUUUGAUUUAUCAUUGUUCCCACUACUCCUGACAGUUUGUCCAGCAAAACAACCUUUUAUUUUUUACAUUUUGAUCUAUUAUUGCGGUACCUUUUUUUUCUUGGUUAUUGUACAUUUUCUGUAACCAUUUCUACCUCAUUUUUGCGGCAUAUUGUACAUGAAAGUAUUUAUUUCAUGUCUUUUUUGAUGUCUGUUUUAAAAAUGAUAAUAAUGUUCUUGAACUGUAAUGGUCUACCUCAAAAAAGACUGUAUUUUAAGAGAAGA
Monopterus albus (swamp eel) is the source of this 4983-nucleotide messenger RNA. It is a transcript of the gene fignl2, whose product is annotated as fidgetin like 2. The transcript has 4 exons. The record is from RefSeq and is a predicted model, not a curated record. NCBI's taxonomy places the organism in Eukaryota, Metazoa, Chordata, Actinopteri, Synbranchiformes, Synbranchidae. Bases 505 to 2523 code for a protein of 672 amino acids. Gene Ontology annotation, molecular function: ATP binding; microtubule severing ATPase activity; ATP hydrolysis activity.